GCUUUAGUGAGAACUCCUCGCGUGCGCCAAAGAUACAGCCUUAACCCUAAAUCAAUGACGCUGACGAGAGGAUGACGAUACGCAAGUGCGUCGGACUUUGUGGUGGAGAUCAACCAGCAGCAACCGCCAAUGGCCAACACCACUUUGCUUGAGAACGGCAGCACGAAUCGUCUAGCAAACACUACUAGGACACCAUGGGCAAGGAUACCCCUAUCAACACAUGGGAAGAGUACCAUGGACUCGUCUCCAAGCAGAAGGAACUGUUGGCGUACUUGAAGAGCCAGCAGGCAGGACGAGGACAAGCCAAGAUGAUUGAGAGGAUGAACACCCGUGCGACCACUCACAACACUUGGCGUCAAAUGUCGGGAGUUAAACUUGUCGCUCACGAGAUGAACCACCCUGGAAACAAGCCCUUUGUCAUUGGAUUCAUGUCCAUUGCUCUUCUUGGAACCUGGGCCUACCGCAAGGGAUUGAACUCCGAAGAAGCCCAAAAGGAUUCCAAAUACUGGCAACGAUUCCACGCCUCCCACUAAAUUCGUUCAUUAUUAUCGGUAUCGCGAGGUCGUCACUGCUAGUAUGGAACGUACACCACAGUUGAUCUUUUUGAUGCAGAAAAAUAAAAUGGAUGGAUUUUUCAGUGGUGGUAUCAUGGCUCAAAAACAUCUCUAGCGCUGGGUCCAACUGUGUUGCCUUCCAUUAUCUAGAGUAAUUUAUAGUAGUUUCCUUUUCCUCAACCUG
Seminavis robusta is the source of this 738-nucleotide messenger RNA. The record is from the annotation of a GenBank genome assembly. Lineage: Eukaryota; Bacillariophyta; Bacillariophyceae; Naviculales; Naviculaceae.